CCUAGCUUCGAGUUAAUUGUCAGCAAAAACUUUCACAUCGACUGAGGCUUCGAUACCUGAGAGAGCGACUAGACCAAUCGGGCAAAGAUCAUCUGAUGCAUUUGCCGUGUCAUCGGACGAACUUCGCAUCGGCCAUAAAACUGCACGAACUUCGCAUCGCCCGGACCAGUUGCACAACAACUGCGUCCCCCUGAUAUAACUAAUUGAAUGCGCAGGACAACUACAUAACGAAGCCUACUGAAUCAGAUACCCAGUACCAUGCCUACCCCAAAGGUCCUCAUCGUUGGUUGUGGCGCCGUGGGCCUUUCUCAAGGGUUCCACUUUUCCACGGGUGCAGAGAUAACCUACCUCGUCCGCCCAGGUCGCUCUGCAGCCUUUGCGCCACCCAAACGCCUCUACGACUACAAGACAGACAAGCUUCACACCUUCGAGAACUAUCGUGUCAUCGAAAGUACUACGGACGUUGCAGGCGAGGAAUUCUACUGCGUGUUUGACACACUCGACGGGCACACCGCGCAAUCCGAAGGCGGCGUUGCAACGCUGAAGAGCGUCGGAGAUCUGAUCCGAAAUGCCCCUAAGACUUUUGUUAUCUACGAUGCCGUUGGCGCUGAUAUUGAGCAGCACUACGCCAGCACGAUGGGCAUAUCAAAAGAACGGUUGGUGCUUGCCUUCAGUAUGCUUGCACAUCAGCCUACACCAAUGAUAUCCAUCCCGCCAACUGCAAACCGAGAUUUAGUUGCGCAGGCGGAUAUGCUGUAUUCUCAUCUUGGCGCAGACGGGGGGCUGGCUGUUGUCAACAAGAAUGGAGAGCUCACGAAGAAGAUCGAAGCUGUGUACAACCAGAAUGGCCGCCUGAAGAUUCAACGACAGCCUGCCAUUGUCGGCGAUAUAGUCAUGAUUGCCAUGGUGCAGCUGGUUGUCUGGCACAUUGAGGGCUGGCCUGAGUGGUCACGCUUGCCAAGGAGUGGCGAGUCAUGGACGCUAUUGAUUCGCGCACAGAAAGAGAUCCUGUCUUUGCCACGUUUUGGAUGGACUGGAUGGAUACUAUCAUGGUUCCUUGGAUCUUGGGUGACGGCGAAGAUGAUUGAGUUCCCGGCCAAAGGGGCAUCGCCAUUGGCGUAUCAUGAAUUCAAUGCUUUUCACCACGGGGGCAAGGUGGUGCAGCAGGAUGUUCAGGCUCUAGAAGACUUGGUCGCCCAGGGAGAGAAAGCGAAGGUCAAGAUGGAUGCGACACAGGAGAUUUGUCGACAAGCGAGGAAAAAGCUAGAGAAAUGAGAAGCCUCGGGCAGAACCAUGCUGUGGGCGACAGGUAGAGUGGCUGAAUGUUAGAUUGCGUACCUUCAGUGUACUGAGGGGGCAGAUCAAAAGAUGGCAAUUCUGCAACACUUUUGCCCGGAGUACAGGCAUCAACUUUGACAGCUCAGCGUUAGCUCAUACAAGAAUACAAGCCAUAUGCAUAACAAUACGUAAAGGGGAAGGUAGCUUUGUUAUAUUUUGCUAUAGGUAACAUCUAUGUAUUA
Molecule: messenger RNA, 1520 nt
Organism: Paraphaeosphaeria sporulosa
Lineage: Eukaryota; Fungi; Ascomycota; Dothideomycetes; Pleosporales; Didymosphaeriaceae
Product: ketopantoate reductase ApbA/PanE domain-containing protein
Exons: 1
Coding region: 259-1275 (338 amino acids)
Source: RefSeq, a predicted model, not a curated record